UGUUUUCGGGGUCUCUUAUCUCUCCACUCCCAAAUAUCCUGUUUCUUCGGGUUGGGCGGCCAGGACCAAUAGAAAGCUCUUCCUGCCAUCGGCUGACUUCAUUUCCCAGACUUAGCACAAUCUCAUCCGCUCUAAACAACCUCAUCCAAACUACUUUCUGGUCAAGAGAGAAGCAAUAAUUAUUAUUAACAUUGAUUAGCGAUCGAUAAACGUGAUUGCAUUAUGGCCAGCACGAUUAAGGAAGCGCUAUCGGUGGUGAGCGAGGACCAGUCGUUGUUCGAGUGUGCCUACGGGACGCCACACCUGGCGAAGACGGACAUGACCGCCUCCUCCUCCGGCGACUAUGGACAGACUUCCAAGAUGAGCCCUCGCGUCCCGCAGCAGGACUGGCUGUCGCAACCCCCAGCCAGGGUCACCAUCAAGAUGGAAUGCAACCCUAACCAGGUGAACGGCUCCAGAAACUCGCCCGAUGAGUGCAGUGUGGUGAAAGGCGGGAAGAUGGUGGGCAGCCCGGAGGUGGGCAUGAGCUACGGCAGCUACCUGGAGGAGAAGCACCUGCCGCCCCCGAACAUGACCACGAGCGAGCGCAGAGUCAUCGUCCCAGCAGACCCCACGCUGUGGAGCACGGACCACGUGCGGCAGUGGCUGGAGUGGGCCGUGAAAGAGUACGGCCUUCCGGACGUCGACGUCCUGCUGUUCCAGAACAUCGACGGCAAGGAGCUGUGCAAGAUGACCAAGGACGACUUCCAGAGGCUCACGCCCAGCUACAACGCCGACAUCCUUCUCUCCCAUCUCCACUACCUCAGAGAGACUCCUCUUCCACAUUUGACUUCAGAUGAUGUUGAUAAAGCCUUACAAAACUCUCCGCGGUUAAUGCAUGCUAGAAACACAGGGGGUGCAGCUUUUAUUUUCCCCAAUACUUCCGUUUAUCCCGAAGCUACGCAAAGAAUUACAACUAGGCCAGAUUUACCUUAUGAGCCACCCAGGAGAUCAGCCUGGACCGGUCACGGCCACCCCGCCCCCCAGUCGAAAGCUGCUCAGCCAUCUCCUUCCGCAGUGCCCAAAACCGAAGACCAGCGGCCUCAGCUAGAUCCUUAUCAGAUCCUUGGACCAACGAGUAGCCGCCUUGCAAACCCAGGGAGCGGGCAGAUCCAGCUCUGGCAGUUCCUCCUGGAGCUCCUCUCCGACAGCUCCAACUCCAACUGCAUCACCUGGGAGGGCACCAACGGGGAGUUCAAGAUGACGGACCCCGACGAGGUGGCCCGGCGCUGGGGCGAGCGGAAGAGCAAGCCCAACAUGAACUACGACAAGCUCAGCCGCGCCCUGCGCUACUACUACGACAAGAACAUCAUGACCAAGGUGCACGGGAAGCGCUACGCCUACAAGUUCGACUUCCACGGCAUCGCCCAGGCCCUCCAGCCCCACCCCCCGGAGUCCUCUCUCUACAAGUACCCCUCGGACCUCCCGUACAUGGGCUCCUACCACGCCCACCCGCAGAAGAUGAACUUUGUGGCGCCCCACCCCCCGGCCCUCCCCGUGACCUCGUCCAGUUUCUUCGCGGCCCCGAACCCGUACUGGAAUUCCCCGACCGGAGGCAUCUACCCGAACACGAGGCUGCCAGCCAGCCACAUGCCCUCUCACCUGGGCACCUACUACUAGAGCCGAGAGGGGCCUUUCCCAGCAGCACGCAGUCACCGCCGGGACAUUGCCACACACUCUAUCGGAGACCAGGAAUCAAAAAAACAAAAAAAAAGUGCCUCAAGAGGAAUGAGAAAGCUGGGCGGGGGAUGGGGAAGGAAGCCAGGGACGAGACCCAAAGACUCUUAGCGGGAGGGAAGGACCAAAGUAUGACUACAGAGAGACAGCGGAUGCUGACCAUGGGACGUACACAGACCUGGGAUCUGUGGGCCCACCUUGUAAAAGACAUUGUAGGUAGAAGCCUGAGGUCAUAGGACAAAGUGCCAAAGAAAAAGUGGCCUGAAGAUGUGUAUACACUUCAGAGUCCAGGAUCCUGCUCAUGCAAACCAGGAUAGAACCAAAGCAAUCCAGAAAACACAGUCUGGACAUAACGUACUGUUCCUAAUGCCAUUUGAAGGAAAACUACCUGUAUUUAAAAACAGAAACAUAUCAAAAACAAAGCAGAAAAAGACAAAAGAGACCGUGCAGCGGACGUGGAUACGGAACUCAUCGGCGCCUGCUGCUCCGGGUGAAAUCAGAUUCAUUCCAUUUGACGGAGGGCGGCCAGCUCUCCCAAGCUGUGAAGACGACCCAGAGUCUCCAACUCCUUUACAGUAUUCCAGGGGCCAGGAGCCGGACGUGGGACUGAGCAAGUGCGUGGAGAGCGUGUGGAUGCAGAAGAGGGCUGGAGGAUGUGCGGGCGGGUGCGGAGGGGCCGAGCCGGAGGAGGCAGGGCUGGGCGGGAGCUCAGGCCGUGCAGCUGGACAGGGGACGGUGUUGGGACUGCGGAGAAGGCAUCACGGGGACUCACGGUUGAACGCGGUCAGUGCUGCACCAGAGCCAGUGUGAGAGGGAGGACGUGGCGGAACGGAGCGAGGGGCAGUGGUGGGAUUCAGACACGAAAACAUGCAUCUCUUUUUUUGUUUGUUUGUUUGUCCAAAGAAAAUUGUAACUGGAAUUGUCUGAUAUUUAAAAGAGUCAUUCGGGACGGCAUGGCUUCGUGGGGGCUCUGUUCCCCGGGGGGGUCCGGCGAGAGGCGCUCCGGGCCGCUGCGCUCCGACAUCGCCCGGCUCUGGGCCAGGCGGGCUCCGGGGUCCCUUCGAGUCGCGAACGCUGUGCGUUUGUCAGAAUGAAGUAUACAAGUCCAUGCGGUCCCCCCCCCCUUUUAUAUAAUAAUUAUAUAACUUAUGCAUUUAUACACUACGAGUUGAUCUCGGCCAGCCAAAGAUACAUGACAGAAGAGACAAUCAGUGGUAGAAUGUGGCCUUGAAAUCUCUGUAUGCUUAAUGUUUACAAUACGAAGUUACUAGUUCUUAGAGUGCAGAAUGUAUGUAAUAAAACAAGCUUGGCCUA
This is a messenger RNA of Myotis lucifugus (little brown bat), 3030 nucleotides long. RefSeq names its product ERG, ETS transcription factor (gene ERG). Gene Ontology annotation, cellular component: nucleus. The transcript has 10 exons. The record is from RefSeq and is a predicted model, not a curated record. Gene Ontology annotation, biological process: cell differentiation; regulation of transcription by RNA polymerase II. Bases 223 to 1659 code for a protein of 478 amino acids. NCBI's taxonomy places the organism in Eukaryota, Metazoa, Chordata, Mammalia, Chiroptera, Vespertilionidae. Gene Ontology annotation, molecular function: sequence-specific DNA binding; protein binding; DNA-binding transcription factor activity, RNA polymerase II-specific.